This is a messenger RNA of Dentiscutata erythropus, 192 nucleotides long. Lineage: Eukaryota; Fungi; Glomeromycota; Glomeromycetes; Diversisporales; Gigasporaceae. The record is from the annotation of a GenBank genome assembly.
UUUAUUUUUGAAACAGUGUUUGUCGAAUCUCCAAGAUGUUGGAUUCUUCGGUUUGUCAUUAAGAUUAAGUUUCGUGUGUUUUGGAAGAAAGUCAGAAAAGGGUUGUUCCCUUCAAAAGAUGCUGAGUCAACAAAAUUGUUUAUAAGUCUUUUAAGCUGUAUGCAUGUUGCAUCUGAUUGUGCUGGUGCUUGA